ACCAGCUUCAGCCUUCAGCAAUCAGCAGAUAACGGUCAUGUGAGAAGCAGCCCAAGGUUAUUGACCUCGUAUCCGUAAUAACGGCUUGAAGAAGUAUCAACUAUGAGGCACACCGAACUUUCCGAUCUGCAUGUUGCUUUGUCCUGUGGAAUGGGAGUGGUUCUCGUCUCGUCCCGGACGAUGGAUCGGGGGUCUCGUGGACUCAUGCCCACCAUCCCAGAUUUCCCCACCCAAGUCCUGUCACCUGUGUUGCUAUACAGACUGGCCGGGCUUCCAAAUGCGUUGAAGCUAGGCGCGAUGUUAUACUCAUUGGCUUUCAUGAAUGCCAUCUGGUUAUGGGCCAUGCUGUGUUAUGACAAGCAUCAUCGUGCGCCGGGGUAUGAGUGGGAAGAUUGGAAGCUGCGCAAAGAUUACAGUAGUACGGGCAACAUGAACUGAUCGUUACUGUCCCCGCUUGUAAGUAAUGUCUUGCAGGUAUUUCUAGUAAAUGAGUCCACACCAUACUAAUCUCAACCAAAACUUGCUAGACAUCAAUCAUUUCUUGCUAGGGCAAUAGAACUGGACGUUUCCUCACCCAAGCUCAUCCAAACCACUGCCCAAAACGUGAUCACUCCCAAUACAGAAAGCAACCCGUCCAGAGAGUCCACGACCAACGCAUUC
Molecule: messenger RNA, 660 nt
Organism: Eremomyces bilateralis CBS 781.70
Lineage: Eukaryota; Fungi; Ascomycota; Dothideomycetes; Eremomycetales; Eremomycetaceae
Exons: 2
Coding region: 103-438 (111 amino acids)
Source: RefSeq, a predicted model, not a curated record